AUGAUUGCACCAGUUGCUUAUAUCAUGAAGGAUCUGUCCUGGAGAUACCUGUAUCUUGUCCUAUCGUUAAUGACGAUUCACAGUCUUCUCGGAUUUUGGACCUUUGACGAAUCUGUUCGUUGGCUCCUCUCAAAUGGAAAAAUACAGCAAGCGAAGACAUUGUUGAAAAAGGCUGCAAAAAUGAACAAAGUCAAUGAGAUGGAAGUAUUUCAUCUUGUUGAUAAAACUACACCCAUGAUUUUAGCAGCAAAGGAACCAAUGACGGAGCAAGGGGAAAGUGAUAUUGAUGAUGCCAAAAAGGAAAAGCGGAAAGAAAUUAUUUUGGAGCAGCCACAAACAAUUUUACCAAAAUACACGGUAUUGACUUUAUUUACACGGCGUCGUCUGGCAAUGAUUACUGUUAUCAUGACAUAUACCUGGACUGUCAACAGCCUGACUUACUAUGGAUUGUCUCUUUCAUCUGCCUCCCUGCCUCUAGAUAGAUUCUUAAGCUUUUUCCUCCUUUCUAUCGCGGAACUACCAAUACCAGUGAUAGAAUAUUUCACAUUUAACAGACUAGGUAGAAAGAAAUUGUGUAUCAUAUUCCAUGCCGUAGCAGCUGUAGCCCUUAUUGCGGGAACUGUCGCAAAUUAUUUAUCAGAUAGAAAAGGUGCUGACAUAGCUGUGAUGGUAUUUUACUUUCUCGGGAAACUCGGCAUCGCUGGCUCUUUCAGCACACUUUUUCUCUUCACUCCGGAGCUGUAUCCUACUAACCUCAGGAAUGUUGGCAUAGGAUUUGCUUCUGCUGCCGGAAGAAUAGGUGGAAUGUUGGCACCAUUUGCUGGUCCGCUUGCAGAGAGAGUAAACUGGGCCCCGGGUGCGAUAUUUGGAACAAUAUGUUUAACGGUCCUAGUACUGUUGCCUCUGUUACCAGAGCCUACUGGACACGAGCUCCCGACCACAGUUGAGGAGCUGGAGCGCUGGUACAAACAACACAGCGGCGUAAAAGGAAAGAAAAAAAUCGACAAUUCAUUGUAG
Ylistrum balloti is the source of this 1017-nucleotide messenger RNA. RefSeq names its product organic cation transporter protein-like. The record is from RefSeq and is a predicted model, not a curated record. Gene Ontology annotation, molecular function: transmembrane transporter activity. The transcript is spliced from 7 exons. The coding region runs from base 1 to 1017 and encodes 338 amino acids. Gene Ontology annotation, cellular component: membrane. NCBI's taxonomy places the organism in Eukaryota, Metazoa, Mollusca, Bivalvia, Pectinida, Pectinidae. Gene Ontology annotation, biological process: transmembrane transport.